Xyrichtys novacula (pearly razorfish) is the source of this 4645-nucleotide messenger RNA. The record is from the annotation of a GenBank genome assembly. Lineage: Eukaryota; Metazoa; Chordata; Actinopteri; Labriformes; Labridae.
GACUUUAAUCUUUGUCCCUUCAUUGUGGAUCAAUGGUGAAAUGAGGGAAAUCCCUGGUUCUGCUAUUGGCCAGAUCUUGUUCCACCUCUCUUAAAGUUCCCAUAAAUACAACAAAGAGGAAAUCUGAGGAAGUGUCCAACAUCCAACUCAGAGAAGAUGAGACAGCUACUGGUUUUUCUGGCCUUGCUCUGCGCUGGUCAUGCUACACAAGAAGGUGAGAACAUAACUUUUUAAAUUAUUGAUCGAGAGGACUUGUUUGAAAUUAUUUGGCUAACAGGGAUGGGAGUACAUUAGCAAUAGAAAAUAAAUGAUGAUAAAAAGUAAUUUUCCCUUUUCUGGCUUAUUGAUCAAAUUUUCGAAGACUUACAUGAAAGAAUAACACAACCAUGUCUCUCUUAGUUUUAGGUUUUAGUUCAGGCUAGUCUAAAAGACAGAGUUCAUCCUUGAAAGACCCCUAGAAACUGCUCAAAAAACAUUUUUUCAUUAGUUUUUUUCACCUAAAUUUGUGACCUUCUGAUUACAAAAUUUAGAAUCUUCUAUUUGCUUUUUUAAGUUUUAGAAACCCAGAUAUUUGUACUGAAUUCCAUGUUUUUUCAGUAAAUGUGCCAGUAGGGAUUGGAGGCCACUUUUGAAAACUAUGAGGGGGCACAAUAGGGUCAAUUUGGGAUGCUCCUGUCCAAAACCUAUGAAUAAUCGAAAAUUUAAAAGACUUGAUGCACAUAAAUUUGUUUGUGAGUUUUUGAGCAUGUUAAAGCUCUCAGGAAAACCAAACUAACUACACAAAUAAGAAAACAAGUACAGAGUUAUAAUACUUCGAAAUGGUAUAGCAAGACUACACAUCUCCUGUACUUUUAAACCAAGAUUUGAGUAGAUUAUAUCAAUCACUUAAGGAGUUAAUCCUUGAAAAACCCCAAGAGAUAGCCUUUAAAACACCCCUUUUACCUGCUUUUUUUUGGAAUAUGAUGAAAUGUUUAGACUUAAACAUAAAUUCAAAGGAUUUUUAGUUUACGUUUCUGUAACUGUCUUUGAGGACUAUACUUUUACAAACUGCUUGGGGGCACUAUUGAGUCCAGAACCCAUAAACUGUUCAAUAAUUGCCAGGUUUGAUGCGCAUUUAAAGUUUAGCAAGUUACUGAACAUGUGAUGGUCCUCAAGAACUCAAACAAAUUCUAAAUAAAGAUGAAAAAAAAAACAAGAAAAAGCAGAGCUGUAACACUUUAAAAUUAUUUGGGAAGACUUCACAUCUCGUAUCGCCUCAGACCAAAACUUAAGUAGAUCAGCUCAAUUCAUCCCAGGACAAAUUAAAUCUGAGGAAGAUUCUUGGUAAUGGCCAAAAACAAAAAUUUUUUUUUUUACAAGGUUUUUCUAGGAGACGUCAAGGUAUGUCUUUAAUUAUUACAACAGACAAAUAAAACGCUGUCUCUUGGAUUACCUUUCCCCUGAAGAGUGUUAAGUUAAGCAUGUAGAGAGGGUGAGAUGAGCCACAAGGGGAUAAAUCGCUUCUCUCUUCGUUUAGUAAAAGUGACCUUUCUUUUUGUUUUUUUUAUUUUUUGUUUUUUUACCUUGAACACUGCUGUACCAAAGCAAGAAAAACCCAGCAUGUCUCUGGGGCUUUAUUUAAAGAUAAAAGGUUUCAACUUCAAAUGCAGGUUUUUUUUUUAAUCAGGUUUAUUUCCAAACUAGAAUCAAAUCAAGCUCAAACAACUAAUGCCAUUUUGAAUAAAAUACAAGAAAGAAAGAAAAUUGGAUCAAUUUUCCUUGCUUUAGCCGCUGGUGGUUGUGGUGAAUGUCCACGUUGAACUGGGAUAAAUAUAAAAACAGGUGUGCACAGGUUUUCCUUAGCUAAGCCAUUGACUCAACUUGCCUUUGGGCCCAAAUGAUCCCAUCCCAGACAUUUGUCAAAUUUGUGUCAUUGUUUUGGAGUGAACUGUUUGGUACCUUUCUUUUAAGACCAGCGUCAGAUUGCCCUGGUAUCAUAACCAUCCUUAUGUGUCUUUUCUCACUGUGGUUUGCAGAUCUUUCAGAGAAGGUUUUCAUUUUCCCCGUCCAAAGUGCAACAUCUGCUGUUAAGCUCGUUCCCUAUGGCCAGGGGCCGUUCAGCAGCUUAACCAUGUGCAUGAGGUUUUUGUCCUCCACUACCCGAGCCCAGAGUCUGUUCUCCUUUGCAAUCCAGUCUCAGCACAAUGCCUUCCUGCUCUACAAGCCCUCUGUUGGUACAUAUAGGAUGCAUGUCAAUGGAGUGGCUCUUGACAUCACAGGGCUUCCUGAUAAAACUGAUGAAUGGAACUCUGUCUGCUGGACGUGGGACUCCACUAAUGGUCUGACGGCUUUGUGGAUCAACGGGGAGCGUAGCACUCGUCGAGUCCUGGGAACCAAGGUGUCCCUCGAGGGUUCUCCCAGUAUCAUUUUGGGUCAAGAACAAGACAGUUAUGGUGGAGGCUUCGAUCAGAGCCAGUCCUUUGUUGGGGAGAUCACAGAUGUCCACCUGUGGAACAGCGUCAUCUCCCCCUGUGAAAUCAGGGCCUUUAUGGAUGGCAGCACCUUCACUUCUGGAAACCUUCUUAACUGGAACAACAUGCAGUACACCAUCACCGGCCCUGUGUAUGUGGAGCCCAGUGACUUUGAUAAACUCACCUGCUUAUAGACUCGAUAACCAGCAGCAGAUUUUUAUAACCAGGUCAUUGGAAAUGUUAAACACCUGUUGUUGUUUUUUUUUUUUUUUUUUAAAUAAAAGCUGCCUGUAACUUUGGCCUUGGUGUCUCUUCUUGUAAUUACUCUUUUAGAAAAAGUUAUAUCAGCUACAUAGUCAUACAUGAUCGUGUAUAUACUCUUUUUUACUUCUUAAAGUUGACUUCUUGACUGUAUUAAAAUAGACCUAGAGUGAGCAUCUGGUUGGCCUAGCUUAGCAGAAAUACUUGAAACAGCCAGCUGGGCUUCUUCAAAAGUGCAAAAAUACAUUCACCAGCUGGUCUCAAGUUCCCAAUCAUCAUGUUGGGAACAACCAUCGAAAAUUUGUUUCUAUCAACUUUUAACACAAAAUUUUGGCAUUAAGGUUGUAUACAGUAUGAAUAAAAAGAGCAUGAGGGAGGAAUGACCCAGAGACAUACAAUAGAUUUAUCAUACAAAGAGAAAGACUAUUUUUGUGAGAAUCUUGAUGUUUACAUCUUACAGCUCAUGAAAAUCAUAAAUCCAUUCUCUAUCCAAACACCAAAGGACGGAUUUAUCGAACUGAAAUGCUAACCUUCUGGAAAACAAUAUUAAUUCAUGCUCUCAGUUCUCGGUCGAGGUUUCUUCUGCAUGAAUUCCUGCCCCAGUAUGACAUGUCAUGGAGGUGAUCAGUCUGUGUCUCUGCAUUUAUCCUACUAACCCAUUAAAACCAGAACAGCAUGUACGCAUUUAAAUCUUCCAAUCCGGGAGGCAAUUUUUUUGUUGUAGGCCAUUAGGGGAAAGUCCCGCCUUCUUCACCUCUGAUUGGCUAGAAAAGCUGGAAACGUCAUCACACACUUGAGUCAAUCGCGGGCUGUCGGCUCUGUACAUCGAACAGAACAUUACAGAACAUUAUCGCACUUCUAGAUCUCCUAACCCUCAUCCUAACCCUAACCCUAACCCUAACCCGACAGAAGAUGACGUUUCACAGCCAUUAGGAAUAACCAACCGGAGCCAGUUUUUGGAGCUGUUUCUAUGGCUGUGGUAGAUGAGUAUCCUGAACUAGUGGAUAGAACAGAACACAUGGCUGUCACUUUGAUGUCAACAAUAAUGUUUGAGUAAUCAAUGGAUAGAACAGAGGUCUUAGUGCACUGUAGUCAGUUCAGGACUGGUCAGAGUGUUUAUACCUGAAGACAGGAAGCAUCUCAGUCUGAGCUUUUACAAACUUCAGCUAAAGAAAUGAUGAAAUAGCCGCAGAGGACAAAUGACUUUCUUAAAAUACCAACUGGUAGGACUCAACACAGUGUCUGAAAAUGAUGCUGAAUGUUUGUGUACCUGUACCAAAGAGUCUGCAAGACAGCCAGCCCACAGCAAGACAGGUAUGCACAGAAACACUUCAAGUCAACGUGUGAUUUUCUUUCUUUCUUUCUUUCUUUUCUUCCACUUUCAGAGAUCUGUAAUAUCAUGGCUUGUCAAAUAUUUAAUCCUGACUCAAUCACACCUGUUUAGACGGGCAUAUUUAUGUUGAAUCUGUCUGUAUGUUCUUAAAAAUGUGUUUUGAUUUAAUGAUACUAUAGUUACAUUUAUAUAUGUAAAUAUAUUUUUUGCAUUGCUGCUUGCUUUUAAUUUGCUUUGUAUGGUGACCUUGAUUUUUUUUUAAAUGCGCAUAAAAAAAGUGUAAUAUUUUCAGUAUUAAUAUUUAUGCUGGUAGACACUGGUAAUCUGACCAAACUCGGGACAAUGCCUUGGCUGAAAUUUCACAAAGUCUAAAUUUUGUUUUUAUCCAUACUUCACAGUUUUCUGAUCUUCUGUGUAGUGUAUUUUAUAUUCAUUUGUCUUAUUUAACAUUUAUGGUAUAUUUCUUUUAAUGCUCUGAACAUGAACAGAGUUUUGUUAUCAGCUCUGUGAAGCUCUUUUAAGCACUCUCUGUAUGAAUUAUGAAUUAUAAAUAUAUUAAGGGCUGUGUUUUAUUAUAUUAAGUAUAUUAAGUGUUGUGUUA